Messenger RNA from Labrus bergylta (ballan wrasse), 1789 nucleotides. RefSeq names its product serine and arginine rich splicing factor 9 (gene srsf9). The record is from RefSeq and is a predicted model, not a curated record. Gene Ontology annotation, molecular function: mRNA binding. Gene Ontology annotation, cellular component: nucleus; cytoplasm. NCBI's taxonomy places the organism in Eukaryota, Metazoa, Chordata, Actinopteri, Labriformes, Labridae.
GGGAGUAGAAGAAGAAGACACAAAGCUACUUGCUAAUGUAGCCAACCAAUGCGGAAGCAUCACAGUGUGCAGUACUACUGUCAUUAAAUCGUCAAAGAAGGCGCUUUCACUCGCUUAGAAAGGAAAUUGGAGGAGGUUGGACUAAGUAUUGGACUGGGACUAGAAAAAGGAAAAGGACCUCAUCCAGAGCUUUUUUUUUUUUUUUUAAAUAAGCACGCAGUCACCUUAAAGUCAGCAGUUUCCCCCCAUUCUGUGUCAGCAGAGCCACUCACUCAACCACCAUGUCUGACGGACGGAUCUAUGUGGGGAAUCUUCCCAUGGAUAUCCAGGAGAGAGACAUUGAGGAUCUCUUCUACAAAUAUGGAAAAAUCCGUGAUAUCGAAUUGAAGAACAAUAGAGGCACUAUACCUUUUGCCUUUGUCCGGUUUGAAGACCCACGGGAUGCAGAUGACGCUGUCUAUGGAAGGAAUGGAUAUGGAUAUGGAGACUCUAAGCUGCGUGUAGAGUAUCCUCGAUCCUCUGGUGCUAAAUUUGGUGCGAUGGGAGGAGGAGGAGGUGGUGGUGGUGGUGGUGGUGGUGGUGGAGGAGGAGGAGGAGGAGCGGGAGGAGGAGGAGGAGGAGGACCCAGAGGAAGGUUUGGACCCCCAACCAGGAGAUCUGAGUUCCGGGUCACUGUGACUGGGUUACCACCGACUGGAAGCUGGCAGGACUUGAAGGAUCAUAUGCGCGAGGCAGGAGACGUUUGUUUUGCAGAUGUUCAGCGCGACGGAGAGGGCGUAGUGGAAUUUCUCCGUAGGGAAGACAUGGACUACGCGUUACGCAGAUUGGAUCGGACUGAGUUUCAUUCACAUCAAGGUGAGACUGCCUACAUCCGUGUCUUUGAGGAGAGGGGUAACGCCAGCUGGGACCGGUCGCGUUCCCGUUCUAGAUCAAGAGGUCGCUAUUCACCUCCUCCUUACCAUAACAGAGGAUCUCCCCCUCCCCGCUACCAGUCACCUCCACGCCAUGCAAUGUCACGUCAUAGCCCACCACCAAGGAGGCACCCGCCGCAGCACAGCCCACCACCUCGUCAUUACCGGUAGGACGGCCAAUCAUUUAUAAAGGAAUCGAAAGAAAAGUUUUGUAAUUCAACUUUUUAUUUUAUGCAUUUUUUUAAAAUCCCAGGCCUCUUCAUUAGCGUACAUGAUUGUUAUUUCUUGCUACGUACAUUCCAUGUUCAGGUUCGCCUGAACAUCCUGUUCCUCCCCACAGCCUUAAAGUCGUCUGUCUCUUUUGAACACCCAAAUGUUUGAAUUAAAAGUGAUGUCUUGUGUUCUUCCUAAGCAUAAUGAAAUACCUUCUGCCGUUGUGUAACAUAUUGGAGGUUUCUUUUAUAAAGAAAACCUGGGUUAUGAUGUCAUUUCUUGUCAGGAAGCAGCAAACACAUGUGAUGUGAUACUGUCUAAAACUAAUGACACCUUCCUGCAGUGAUCACGCUGAAGGUCUCAAUAUAAUUUCCUUUACAUAAUUUACCUUUAUGUGUGUCACAUUUCUGUAGCUUAAAUUGUGAAGUUUUUGCCAAUCUAAGAACCUGUGAAGCAUAUCAAUACCCUCCACUGAUUCACAAUGUGUAGAAUUAGCCAGCCUUUUAGAGUAGUGACACCUAAUGACUGUGAGCUGCACAUGCCAGAUGAUUUUCUUUCAUUGUGUAACAUUGAUCAUGUUGGCCUGUUGGCGGAUUAUAAUUUGUAUGCAUCUGUAAUGUUUUUUGUUUACUCAUUACCAAUAAAAUGCAAAAGUUUUACUGUGA